This is a messenger RNA of Puma concolor (puma), 2151 nucleotides long. The record is from RefSeq and is a predicted model, not a curated record. NCBI's taxonomy places the organism in Eukaryota, Metazoa, Chordata, Mammalia, Carnivora, Felidae.
AUGGAGAUGGAGUGUGGGAGGAAAAUUGCACAAGAACAUGGCCAGGGAUUCAGGGAAGCUGAAGAAGCUGUGGGCCAAGCUACUGCCCCAAAGAGGUUCAGUAGGAGCUGGUGGAACUGGGUUCUGCUUUAUGCCAGGAAGGUGAAGCAGCAGAUCCAUGACAAUGUGAAUGAGCCCCAGCAGCACCUGACAUUAUGCCAACCAUCUGAAUCUCUAACUGAAGAAUUGGAGUCUGUAACCAAUGAGCUACAUGCAGUAGACAUUCAAAUUCAGGAACUUCUGGAAAAGCAACAAGAGCUUAUUCAGAAAAAGAACAUCCUAACAAACCAAAUAAAGCAGCAUUUUGAGGAUUCUGAUGCUGGAGAAAGCAGUGAAUGGGAUUCUUCACCUGCUGCUUGGAAUAAAGAAGAUUUUCCCUGGUCUGGUAAAGUUAAAGAGGUUCUGCAAAAUGUCUUUAAACUGCAGAGGUUCAGACUGCUUCAGCUUGAAACUAUUAAUGUAACAAUGUCUGGAAAGGAGGUAUUUCUUGUUAUGCCUACAGGAGGUGGAAAGAGCUUAUGCUACCAGUUACCAGCAUUAUGUUCAGAUGGUUUUACCCUUGUGAUUUGCCCAUUGAUCUCUCUUAUGGAAGACCAGUUAAUGGUUUUAAAACAAUUAGGAAUUUCAGCUACCAUGUUAAAUGCUUCUAGUCCUAAGGAGCAUGUGAAAUGGGUUCAUGCUGAAAUGGUAAAUAAAAAUUCCAAGCUAAAGCUAAUUUAUGUGACUCCAGAGAAAAUUGCAAAAAGCAAAAUGUUCAUGUCAAGACUAGAGAAAGCCUAUGAAGCGAGGAGAUUUACCCGAAUUGCUGUGGAUGAAGUUCACUGCUGUAGCCACUGGGGACAUGAUUUCAGACCUGAUUACAAGGCACUGGGUAUCUUGAAGCGGCAGUUCCCUAACACGGCCUUAAUCGGGCUGACGGCAACCGCAACUAGCCAUGUUUUGAAGGAUGCCCAGAAAAUACUGUGUGUGGAAAAGUGUUUUACUUUCACAGCUUCUUUUAAUCGGCCAAAUCUUUAUUAUGAGAUUCGGCAGAAGCCCUCCAACACUGAAGAUUUUAUCGAGGAUAUUGUAAAGCUCAUCAAUGGGAGAUACAAAGGGCAAUCAGGAAUCAUAUAUUGCUUUUCUCAGAAAGACUCUGAGCAAGUUACAGUUAGUUUACAGAAACUGGGAAUUCAGGCAGGUGCAUACCAUGCCAAUAUGGAACCAGAAGAUAAGACCAAGGUUCAUAGAAGAUGGUCAGCCAAUGAAAUUCAGGUAGUGGUGGCCACGGUUGCAUUUGGUAUGGGAAUUGAUAAACCAGAUGUGAGAUUUGUUAUCCAUCAUUCAAUGAGUAAAUCUAUUGAAAAUUAUUACCAAGAGAGUGGACGUGCAGGUCGAGAUGACAUGAGGGCGGACUGUAUUUUGUAUUAUGGCUUUGGAGAUAUAUUCAGAAUAAGUUCAAUGGUGGUGAUGGAAAAUGUGGGACAACAGAAGCUUUAUGAGAUGGUGUCAUACUGUCAAAACAUAAGCAAGUGUCGCCGUGUAUUGAUAGCUCAACAUUUUGAUGAAGUAUGGAAUUCAGAAGCAUGCAACAGAAUGUGUGAUAACUGUUGUAAAGACAUUUCGUGUGAAGUAAAGAAUGUAACAGCAUACUGCAGAGAUCUAAUCAAGAUUUUGAAGCAGGCAGAGGACCUGAAUGAAAAGCUAACUCCACUGAAACUGAUGGAUUCUUGGAUGGGAAAGGGGGCAGCAAAAUUGAGAGUGGCAGGCGUUGCUCCUCCCCAACUUCCUCGUGAAGACCUGGAGAAAAUUAUUGCACACUUUCUUCUACAGCAGUAUCUUAAAGAAGACUACAGUUUUACAGCUUACGCUACCAUUUCAUAUUUGAAAAUAGGACCUAAAGCUCAUCUUCUAAAUAAUGAGGCACAUGUUAUUACCAUGCAAGUAAAGAAGCCCACACAGAGUUGUUUCAAGACUGAAUCAUCUGAAACUUGUCAUUCUGAAGGAGCUGAUAAAAGGAGGGAAGAAAAAAAUUCAGGUAACUUCCAGAAGUCUGCAAACAUGCUUCAGCGAUCUAAGAAUACAGGGACUAAAAAAAGAAAAAUUGAUGAUGCAGGAGAUGAGUGUUUCUAA